ACUCUGCCCUCUUCUUCUUCUUCCUCUCUGCUCUGCUUUUCUCUGUAACUCUCUCCCUCUCCAAUCCAUUCUUUCCGUUCCUCCAUUUUUAGUGGGAGAAUAGGAAAGAGAAAGUGUAGAGAGAGAAAGCGACUCUGCAAUGGGGUCCGAGAAGAAGUGGCUCUCCGUCGCUCUCACUUCUCUGCUGCUUCUCUUGUCCGUCGCCGGCGCCUUCGCCGGAAUGCAGAAUAGUAAAGACUCCGAGAUGAGGAAUUUGCAGAAAGAAGAACCGCAGAGCUUGCAAAACUUAACAAUGGCGGCAAGGUUGGCACACAUGGAAGAAACUCUUAGUAAGCAUGCAGUGGAUGACCCUGAAGAGGUCGCCUUCAUGGUUACAGAGAGUAUCAAGAACAGCACAGAGAGGCGAAAACUGGGAUUUUUCUCGUGUGGGACUGGAAACCCCAUUGAUGAUUGCUGGAGAUGUGAUCCCAACUGGCACAAGAACCGUAAGCGCCUCGCAGAUUGUGGGAUUGGGUUUGGGCGCAAUGCUAUAGGGGGCAGAUAUGGUCGAUUCUAUGUUGUGACUGAUCCCGGCGAUGAUGACCCCGUGAACCCCCGGCCGGGCACUCUCCGGCACGCCGUUAUCCAGGACAGGCCGCUCUGGAUUGUGUUCAAGCGGGAUAUGGUUAUAACGCUGAAGCAGGAGCUGAUUAUGAACAGCUUCAAGACUAUUGAUGCACGGGGAACCAAUGUGCAUAUUGCUAAUGGGGCCUGCAUUACAAUCCAGUUUGUGACCAAUAUCAUAAUACAUGGCCUUCACAUCCAUGACUGUAAGCCCACUGGAAACGCCAUGGUCAGGAGCUCCCCGUCCCAUUUCGGUUGGAGGACUAUGGCGGAUGGCGAUGGCGUUUCCAUCUUCGGCUCGAGCCAUAUUUGGAUCGAUCACAACUCGCUCUCUCACUGCGCUGAUGGCCUUGUGGAUGCUGUCAUGGGCUCCACUGCCAUUACUAUCUCCAACAAUCAUUUUGCUCACCACAAUGAGGUGAUGCUGUUGGGUCAUAGUGACUCUUACACGAGAGACAAGCAAAUGCAGGUGACAAUUGCCUAUAAUCACUUUGGGAAUGGGCUCAUACAGAGAAUGCCAAGGUGCAGACAUGGUUACUUUCAUGUGGUGAACAAUGACUACACUCACUGGGAAAUGUAUGCCAUUGGUGGAAGUGCUAACCCUACCAUCAAUAGCCAAGGAAACCGGUACCUUGCUCCAUCCAAUCCUUUUGCCAAGGAGGUGACAAAGAGAGUUGACACUGCCCAGAAUCAAUGGAAGGGGUGGAACUGGAGAUCAGAGGGAGACUUAAUGCUUAACGGUGCAUACUUCACCCCCUCCGGCGCGGGUGCCUCGGCCAGCUACGCCAGAGCUUCGAGCUUGGGUGCCAAGUCGUCUUCUAUGGUUGGCAUGAUGACGUCAAAUGCCGGUCCCCUGGCUUGCCGCAAGGCCCGCACAUGCUAAGCUAGCUUAAAACUACAUUUCAAUUUUCCCUAUAAAAACUACAUAGAAUCAUUGUUUGUCAGUACGUUACUCUCCAAAGUCCUCCCAUCCUAGCAAAUGUACAUUUGUUUCUUUACUAUUGUCUCUCAAAGUCAAAGGUUGUUCAACCUCGGCCAAGAAGGCGCAGAAGCGUUGGCCAUUGCAUUGCGGCUUCAUCUCAUCAUCAUAUCCCAUCCAUUGCCCUAACCACCACCAUUGCUUCUUUUUUUUUUUUUUUUUUUUAAUGUUCUCGCAGGUUUACAUUUUUACUUUUUCGAGUCACACAAGUUAAUUAUAGUGUUGUCAAUGUCACAAAAAAAAAGAAGGAAAACAUAGAAAAAGGCUCCUUUGUCUCCCCCCUUUUUUUCACUUUUUCUUCUGCUUUGUAAUUGUCUAUGGAAACAUUAAUUGUCCUUGGGGGCUGUGGAUUGUGCUUAUAUCAUAUAUUAUAUAUAUAAAUACUUUUCUUAUUCAUGA
Molecule: messenger RNA, 1981 nt
Organism: Ipomoea triloba (trilobed morning glory)
Lineage: Eukaryota; Viridiplantae; Streptophyta; Magnoliopsida; Solanales; Convolvulaceae
Product: probable pectate lyase 8
Exons: 7
Coding region: 140-1486 (448 amino acids)
Molecular function (GO): pectate lyase activity
Source: RefSeq, a predicted model, not a curated record